Messenger RNA from Antrostomus carolinensis (chuck-will's-widow), 376 nucleotides. RefSeq names its product transcription factor Sp7. The record is from RefSeq and is a predicted model, not a curated record. Gene Ontology annotation, molecular function: RNA polymerase II cis-regulatory region sequence-specific DNA binding; DNA-binding transcription factor activity, RNA polymerase II-specific. The transcript has 2 exons. Gene Ontology annotation, biological process: regulation of transcription by RNA polymerase II. Lineage: Eukaryota; Metazoa; Chordata; Aves; Caprimulgiformes; Caprimulgidae. The annotation marks the transcript as partial.
AACGGGGGCUGGUUGGGUGGGCCAACGGGUGCCGAAGGGUUACAGGGAUCCCUCCAAGCUCAACCCACUCUCAACCCCCCAAUUCCAUCUUACAGCUCCGAUUUCGGGGCUCUUAACCCACCCCCUUAUACCACCAACCCAACCAACCCCCCAACCCCUAAACCCAACGCCGUCCGGUGGCACACGGGGGAGCGACCGUUCGUCUGCAACUGGCUCUUCUGCGGGAAACGCUUCACCCGCAGCGACGAGCUGGAGCGACACGUUCGUACCCACACCCGGGAGAAGAAAUUCACUUGUCUCCUUUGCAGUAAACGUUUCACCCGCAGCGAUCACCUCAGCAAACAUCAGAAGACACACGUGGAAAUCGGUGGUCCCG